Ylistrum balloti is the source of this 1580-nucleotide messenger RNA. RefSeq lists its product as uncharacterized. NCBI's taxonomy places the organism in Eukaryota, Metazoa, Mollusca, Bivalvia, Pectinida, Pectinidae. Gene Ontology annotation, molecular function: zinc ion binding; ubiquitin-protein transferase activity. Bases 3 to 1499 code for a protein of 498 amino acids. Gene Ontology annotation, cellular component: chromatin; nucleoplasm. The transcript has a single exon. The record is from RefSeq and is a predicted model, not a curated record. Gene Ontology annotation, biological process: positive regulation of DNA-templated transcription.
ACAUGGCGGUUCAGGGCCAGAUCCCAGUACCUGGUUGUCCCCGUCAUCAGGGGAAAGGAUUUAUUUAUGUCUGUAAAUCGUGUGACGAUCAGCUGAUUUGUAUGGAUUGUGGUACAGACAGUCACAUUGGUCACACAUUCGGAAAUCUUGCUGAAUAUGUGACGAGCCAGAAACAGGAAAUACAACAGUAUGUUGACAAACUCUCCAAGGUCGACAUUCCGAAAGUUCAGGAAGAUAUUCGGGAGAAUGAGACAAACGGGGGAAAAUAUCAGGCAGUUAUCAGAGACAUUAAACGUCAGGGGGAAAAGAUGAAAGACGAUAUCGACAGAAAUAUCGAUAUGUUAGUGAACAUGUGUACCGAGUUAGAAAAAUUAAAUGCCAGUACUUCUGAGAAAAACAAAACGGCAUUAAACAAACAUCUGACCGAGGACUUGAAUCCGAAACUGAACAGAUGCCAGGAAGUAUUGGAAAAUGGCAAUACGGUCGACAUCACAACGUUAGUACGGGAAAUCAGGAAUACCUCCACUGAUCCACCUACUCCCGGUAGAUUACAGACAGUGGAAUUCAAACCCGGAAGCAUAUCUACUGAAGUGUUGGAACAUAUGUUCGGUAACAUACUCGUCGACGGACAGGAUCAGUCAUACAAACCGAUUCCGACCCCCGUGGUUCUUGACGAGUUCAAGACGCCAAUUUCUUGCGAUGUAUGUCGUAGGGGUCUUACUGGUGACGAGGCGUGGCUAUCGUACUGGGACAGUGAUAGUGUGUACCGGGUGGAUACUGAAGGCAGAGUGAAGGAGAAGAUCGAUUGUAAGGUUAAAGUCGAUUCGAUAUCCAUAUCCCCGACAACAGGCAGGGUGUGGUUCUGUGUGUGUGAUGACAGAAGUAUCUGGGAAAUCACGACAGGUGGUGAUAUUGUUCAACAAUUCAACGUCACCGACACGCCACGUGCUCUUUGUAUGACCAGUGAUGACAUGGUAGUGGUGGGGAUGAAGGGAGGAAUACAGCUGUUCACUACAGACGGACGGGCGGUAUCAUCUAGAGCAGGAGGUCCUUGUAGACAGGUGGCAGUAUUUCCUCAUCACAUGACGUCAUGUAAACAGACCAGUGACGUAGCUGUUGUUGACCGUGAUGACGUGUUUUUUGAUAACUACAUGGCUGGUAAGGAACCAGACAAACAACCGUACGUCAUCGUGAUGGAUAAACACCUGAACCUGAAGUUUCACUGUAAAGACAUCAGUACGACCAAUCCAAACCGAAGUUCUACUCAGUCAUCAAAGUUUUAUCCGUUUGAUGUUUGUUUUGACGGAGCUGGUGAUGUCCUUGUAACGGAAUGGAUCACCAAGUCAGUACUACUGAUUGACAGGAACACUGGACGCUGUAUGAGGACUAUUUAUACUGACGGAGCUGUACCUAAGUGUAUCAGUCUACACGAGGACGGUACAAUUUGGGUCGGACACAGGGGCAGAAGAAUUAAGAUAUUACAAUACAAAUAUACAUAGACAUUUUGUAUAUAACACUUCACUAAAUAGGCUACACCGACCUCGUUUCUCUGUGCUGUACCAGACGUAACCGUAAGUACA